Acanthosepion pharaonis is the source of this 732-nucleotide messenger RNA. The record is from the annotation of a GenBank genome assembly. Lineage: Eukaryota; Metazoa; Mollusca; Cephalopoda; Sepiida; Sepiidae.
AUGAGAGUUCAUUUAAAUGCAGUUAAGUGGAGGCUUCAAAAAAGAUUGUCCAUCCCUACUACUACCUACACUUAUUCUCAGAUUGUCCAUCCCUACUACUACCUACACUUAUUCUCAGAUUGUCCAUCCCUACUACUAGAUACACUUAUUCUCAGAUUGUCCAUCCCUACUACUAGAUACACUUAUUCUCAGAUUCUACACUUAUUCUCAGAUUGUCCAUCCCUACUACUACCUACACUUAUUCUCAGAUUGUCCAUCCCUACUACUAGCUACACUUAUUCUCAGAUUGUCCAUCCCUACUACUACCUACACUUAUUCUCAGAUUGUCCAUCCCUACUACUAGAUACACUUAUUCUCAGAUUGUCCAUCCCUACUACUACCUACACUUAUUCUCAGAUUCUACACUUAUUCUCAGAUUGUCCAUCCCUACUACUACCUACACUUAUUCUCAGAUUGUCCAUCCCUACUACUAGAUACACUUAUUCUCAGAUUGUCCAUCCCUACUACUACCUACACUUAUUCUCAGAUUGUCCAUCCCUACUACUAGCUACACUUAUUCUCAGAUUGUCCAUCCCUACUACUACCUACACUUAUUCUCAGAUUGUCCAUCCCUACUACUACCUACACUUAUUCUCAGAUUGUCCAUCCCUACUACUAGCUACACUUAUUCUCAGAUUGUCCAUCCCUACUACUACCUACACUUAUUCUCAGAUUGUCCAUCCCUACUACUAG